AUGAGUCGCACACGAGUCCUCCCAUCCUCGCGUGCGGCUUGCUUGAAACGCAACCGCUUCACCCAGCAGCCGUGCCACUCCGACAAACUGCCGACGUCCUCAAGGACCGACUUGUUCACAGGCUCGCUCGCCUCUCAUGCUAUGACAGAUAAGCGACGGGCGGGUGAGUGA
Molecule: messenger RNA, 171 nt
Organism: Alternaria burnsii
Lineage: Eukaryota; Fungi; Ascomycota; Dothideomycetes; Pleosporales; Pleosporaceae
Exons: 2
Coding region: 1-171 (56 amino acids)
Source: RefSeq, a predicted model, not a curated record